Brettanomyces bruxellensis is the source of this 1686-nucleotide messenger RNA. RefSeq lists its product as uncharacterized. The transcript has a single exon. The record is from RefSeq and is a predicted model, not a curated record. NCBI's taxonomy places the organism in Eukaryota, Fungi, Ascomycota, Pichiomycetes, Pichiales, Pichiaceae. The coding region runs from base 1 to 1686 and encodes 561 amino acids.
AUGGCAUUACAUCAUAUACACAGGCACCCACUUCAUGCCAGGGACGUAUCUUUGACUACUGAUACAUUUUCAGAAUCUCAAACUGAUCAGGGUCCCGCUACAACUACACUUAACAUGGACAGGGGAUCCACAGAGUCGUUGCAAACGGUUGCAAGUUUGUCCAGCAGUGCCAACGAGCACUUAGCGACCGUGUUUGUGACGCAGACCACUAUGUUAUCAGCAUUACCAACGGACAGUGCAGAACUUUCACUUUUAUUGGAUUCACUAGUAUCACAGGGUGGGUACUAUAUUUCGACCAAUUCGAGCUCGCUCGACCAGUUUUCAUACCUCUCAUCAACCACGCAGCCCAGUGGAACUUCAGAUGGAAGCUCUUCGGAAAUUUCCAGCUCUACUAAUUCAACCGGGUCCAGCGAUAUUCUUACAGUUACAAGCUCGACAACUUCGACCACCACGCAAAUUUCAACUACCUCAUCCGACUACGAAACUAUUGUCAUUCAGUACGUCGCAGGUACCGGAGAUACCAUUACUGAAACCACCACAAGGUCGCCGGCGACCUUGCCCAUUUAUACUAGUGUUGAAGCAAGUGGUGCAUCAAACUCCUCGCUUUCCAAAUCAAGGCGGCCAUCCUCAUCGGCUACCCCUACCCGGGCCUCAUCUAGGACCAUUUCAAAUAGAACCUCGCCAUCUUCAACCAUGUACUUGUCCUCUACUGAAUACUCAGUCGAACUAACCACCAUCUAUCCGGAUUAUAUGUCGGCCGGCACGCCGUACUAUUCAACACGCAUAGAAUACACCCAGCCGUUUUAUGUGACGGACUCGCUGACCACUUUCAACGUGGAGGUGCCGAUAACAACGACGGCAUUUCUAGAAAUUCCGGCGGCCUCGUCAUCUGCAAGUUUCACUCACCCGGCGGUAAUUACGACGGACUUGGCCGAUUUCCGCAACUUGCAUAGUGAUUACGUCCCCGAUUCGCUCAUGAACAGUUCAAAGAAGGGACUUACCCGUGCUUCGGUGGCUGGAAUUGCCAUCGGAUGUACCGUCGGCGUGAUUAUGGCUCUGUUGGCUGGAAUAUGGUUCUUUUUCUUCCGGGGAAAGCGCAGAUUUAGCCGUACAGACUCAACGAGGGAUCUCACGGAGGAGAAGAAUGGAGACUUCUCGGAUGACGAGAAAAACGGCCGCAGGGGAGCUUAUGGCACGUUUGAUGUGGAUCGGACUCAUGACUAUUCUCCAGCUGUUCCUAUAGUUACAAGUGCGGAUAGUACAGCGGGCGAUUUAACGACGCUAACGGCAUUAAAAAAGUCCCCGUUUGCCCCGGCACCUCCACCUCCACGCAAAAAUGUGAAUAACAUGUGCCAAACAUUGCCAGUGGUGUAUGAGGAAAGUGAAACAAGCAACUUCGAAAAAUCUGGCACUCCUGUUGUUGCUGAUACUUUGGCUUCUUUCAAGAUCGCAGGUGGAAAGAUUAGAAGUAUACGGCCUACGAAAAGUUCUAGUGACGGCAGCUCGGACUCUGAAGGGAGAGAUCAAAAUCCAAACAGGGCCAGCUCAGAAUUACAUUCGAGCAAAGACACCAAUGGAAAUGGCUCCAGUAGAUCAUCUUCAAGCUCAUUAGGCGCCAACACAAGCACAGAUCGCAGCAGUAGUAGUAAUUUCUCUUCUGACUUUGACGAUAUUGAUACGUUGUGA